AUGGGCUUUCGAUUUGGCAAGAGCGACGCCCGCGUCGAGACCGAGGCCGUGUCCUCGGGCGUCGACGUUCUCCCUGGCGGUGAGAAUGUCGAGUCUGAGCUCCGAAACUUCAGGAAGCAGCAUCGAUGGGAUCCCUUCCUCGACAUUGACAAGCUCGACAACAUUGACGAGGCUUUGGCUUCGGGCAAUGCCGAGAAGGAGGCGGCCAUUGAUGAGUCCUUGAUUCAGGAGGACUCUCCUUAUCCCGAAGUCCGCGCUUCGGUGCCGCCUACGGAUACUGAGGUUCCCGUCGACACUAUCCGUGCCUGGGUCAUUGGUGCUAUCAUGUGCACUAUCGUUGCCGCCUGCAACAUCUUGCUCACACUUCGCCGGGCUCCCAUCACCAUUACCUCCACUGUCGUGCAGUUGGUUUCUUACCCCAUCGGUUGCUUCUGGGCCCGUGUUGUGCCCAACUACACAUUCACCCUCUUCGGACACGCUUUCGAGCUCAACCCUGGUCCUUUCAACGUCAAGGAGCACACCAUCAUCACCAUGAUGACGGCUGCCGGAACUGCUGCUUCCUACGCUAUCGACAUCUUGCUGGCUCAGGAGAUCUUUUACCAACAGCACCUGGGCUGGGGCUUCCAGAUCCUUCUCAUCCUCUCCACUCAAGCCAUGGGUUUCGGUGUUGCCGGUGUUGCUCGACGAUACCUCGUCUGGCCUUCCUCCAUGGUCUGGCCCGCUGUGCUCAUCACCACCACCGUCAUGUACUCGCUGCACGACCACUCGCCCGCCGACCCGGCCAUGACCAAUGGCUGGAAGAUUGGCCGAUACAGCUUCUUCCUCAUCGUCGCGGCUGGUACUUUCUGCUGGGAGUGGGUUCCCCAAGUUAUUGCCCAGUUCCUCCAGCUCUUCAUGUUCCCCUGCUGGAUCGCCCCCAACAACGUCGUUGUUAACCAGAUCUUUGGUGGAAACACUGGAUUGGGUCUCCUGCCCAUCUCUUUCGACUGGUCCAUCAUCUCUGGUUUCCUGCUCUCUCCUCUCCAGACCCCGGCCUUUGCCAUUGCCAACGUUUCCGCCGGCAUCUUCGUCAUGCUUCUCGGAAUCAUUGGUCUUGCCUACGCUGGCCCCGAGUUCUACCGCUACCUUCCCCUUAGCGCCAACCAGAACUUUGACCACUACGCUCAGCCUUACAACACGAGCCGUAUCCUCAACCCUGACUUUACGGUCAACCUGACCGCCUACAGGGAGUACUCUCCUAUCCUGCUGGGACCCGCCUUCUCUCUGUCGUACGGCAUGGGAUUUGCUGGUCUUAUCUCGACAAUCACCCACAUUGUCCUCUUCUACGGCCCCGACGUCUGGCGCCGAUCGAUCGACUCUCGCUCUGAGGAGCCGGAUAUUCACAUGAAGCUCAUGCGGAAGUACAAGGAAGCCCCAGAAUGGUGGUUCCUAAGUAUCUUUCUCGUGUCAUUUGGACUCGGGAUGGCUGCAUCGUUGGCCUGGCCAACGCAUCUUCCCGCUUGGGCUUUCAUUAUCUGUAUCCUCAUUGGUCUCUUCUUCUUCAUCCCCGUCGGCAUGGUUCAGGCCAUCACCAACCAGCAGACUGGUCUGAACAUUGUUACCGAGAUGAUUUUCGGCUACAUGCUUCCCGGCCGCCCCGUUGCCAUGAUGCUGUUCAAGUCUUGGGGUUACAUGAUGACCUACAACGGCCUCACAUAUGUGUCUGACAUGAAAGUCGGUCACUACAUGAAGAUUCCUCCCCGCAGCAUGUUUGGCGCUCAGGCAUUUGCUGUCAUCUGGCUUUCCAUUGUGCAGAUUGCUGCCUACAACUUCCUCCGUGGUAACAUUGAGGGUAUUUGCACCCCCGAGCAGGCACAGGGUCUUACUUGCCCCAACGCUCGCACAUUCUACAAUGCCAGUGUCAUCUGGGGUGUCAUUGGCCCCAAGCUGGUCUUUGGUGCCGGUCAAUUGUACUCUUGGAUCAACUGGUUCUGGCUGAUUGGCUUCGCCUGCCCCCUCAUCCAGUGGAUCAUUGCCCGCCGCUACCCUCGCUCAAUGGCCCGUUACGUUGUCUUCCCUGCCCUCUUCGGAGCUGCUGGAAUGAUCCCGCCCGCGACUACCUGGUACCUCGCCCAGUGGUGCAUUGUUGGUCUCAUCUUCAACUGGUACAUCCGACGACGCUGGCUCGGCUGGUGGACUCAAUACAACUACGUCUUGUCCGGUGCUCUGGAUAUUGGUACUGCCAUCUGCACUGUCCUCAUCGGCCUUGGCCUGGGUCUCGGCAACGCCAGCUUCCCUGACUGGUGGGGAAACACCGUCAUCAACAACAACCUGGAUGCCAAUGGCGCUGCCAUUCUGCGGGUUGCGCCAACUUCGGGCCCCGGUAUUGGACCGACGAAGUGGUAA
Molecule: messenger RNA, 2385 nt
Organism: Trichoderma aggressivum f. europaeum
Lineage: Eukaryota; Fungi; Ascomycota; Sordariomycetes; Hypocreales; Hypocreaceae
Exons: 4
Coding region: 1-2385 (794 amino acids)
Biological process (GO): transmembrane transport
Cellular component (GO): plasma membrane
Molecular function (GO): oligopeptide transmembrane transporter activity
Source: RefSeq, a predicted model, not a curated record